This is a messenger RNA of Apis mellifera (honey bee), 1026 nucleotides long. RefSeq lists its product as uncharacterized. The record is from RefSeq and is a predicted model, not a curated record. NCBI's taxonomy places the organism in Eukaryota, Metazoa, Arthropoda, Insecta, Hymenoptera, Apidae. Bases 44 to 730 code for a protein of 228 amino acids. The transcript is spliced from 4 exons.
AAAUGUGAUAAUUUAAAUGUAUAUAAUAACUUUAACUUCAUAAAUGUUUACAUUAGUUAUUACAUUAUUGUUAUUAUCACUGCAAAUAUUUUUAAUUAAUUUGCGAGAUAUUAUAAUCAUUCUAGAUAUCAUAUUUUUUGCAGGAUUUGGAGUAUGGCAGAAUGUGCACAUUUUCGAGAUAGAUAACAUGGGAAACCUGUCAUCCAUAGCAAGGAUUCGCUUUCAUAUUCAAUCAUGGUACGACGAAGUAGAAGAUUUCGAUUCGGCGGAAUUCGGAUUGGUGAAUUUCGUCGCAAAAAGUAACUUGCCUUACAUCCCAUUCGCGUUGUCGACAAUUAGCCGGAUCGGUUGCGGUCGUGCAAUUUACACACAGCGAUCGAGAUUCAAAGUCAAAAACAUGGCGACGUCGUCAACUGAACAUACAAUAGCUAUUGCAUACGGAGAAGUUCGUGUGGAGGCUCUCGUGUGCAAUUAUGGCCCUCUUGAUUGGAACACACCAAGAGAAUUGUACGAAGACGGUGUACCGGCUGUUUGUCCAGCGGGAACGAUGCGGAGCACACAAUAUCGAGCCCUAUGUCAAAAGUUUCAGGGAUGGCAUACACAAAAGCAGCGUAAAGUUCAAGAGAAGCGAGGUAAAAAAAACAAUGGAACAACGAGCAACAAAUUUGUGAAAUCUACAGUUUAUCUUAUUCAACUAGUAUUAUUAUUUCUGAUACGCCUAUUGACGUGAUCGUCCACUUAUCGUCGUUGUCCGAUGUGCUAUUAAUAGACCGUAUUCACCAGUUAACCACUGUUUAUACCAUAGUCACCGGGGUCGGCUCAUUAACUUCGAUAACGAGGAACCUGGAUCUACUAAACGCGUCUAUCGCCUACCAUGUUGACUUCUUACUCGGUCAAUUUACCGUCCUCUUACUUUUUUUUUUUUUUUUGUCAACUCCAAGAAUUUGAUCUUACGAUUAAACGACCGUGACGAGGCAACACGAACCUGCCUACGGAAAAAAAAAAAAAAAAAAAAGAAAAAGGAGG